UAUCAGACUGUCAAUAUAUAAUCCAUGACAAAUUGACAUAUAAACAAACAAAAGAAGAGGUAGUACAUAUGGAUGAAACAAAUAUUUCUCCAAAACCAAAGAAGACUGUGUCAAAACUUAAAGUGAAGAAAUCUAAACCAGAAGGAGAGUCAAGUUACGAUCCCACCAAGUUAGAGGACAGCCCUGCACAAGUUUCAGAGCGAUUCAAAAGAGGAUGUGAAUGUCAGGAUGAUCAGUGUUUCAAAGGACUAAAUCCUGAGACAGUGUAUAGACAUAGGCUAAAUAUUGCAGAAUUAACUAAGGCUGAACAUGACAUGUAUUUAAUGGGUGUUACGAUGGCAUGCUUGACAAAUCCAUAUGAAACAGCAAGACAUACAGAACGGCGUAGAUUACGCGCGCAAUACGUUUAUCAGGGCCGUAGAGUUUGUUUAGAUGCUUUUUUAUAUUUGGAAAACUGUACACAUUAUCAAAUAAAAAGAAUUAGGAAACAUAUAAUGACUCAUGGCGUUACACCACGAGUUCAUGGGAAUCACGGGAAGAUUCCGCAUAAUACAUUCUCCUUAGACAUUUAUAAAAUAGCUACAGAGUUCUUAAAAAAUUUUAUCGAACUACAAGAAGCAAAACAGAAAACUAAAGUUGCAAAAAACGCACCGUUACAUUUACCGUCUGAUAUUACGCGUAAAGUAGUGUAUGAUAUGUACAUACAGUAUUGUAGAAAAAUGUCACCUAAUAUAAAAAUAAUGGGGUAUUCUACCUUCAGUAGAUUUAUGAAAGUUCAAUUUCCACAAGUGAAGUUUGCAAAGUUAGAGUUUCUAGUUAGAAAUCAAAGUAUGCAAAGUCAGGGGUGUAGUAAAAUAGAUUUGGAGAAGGAUCUGACUGAUGAGAGACCAUCUAAUUCAGCAGACUUAAUAACAGAGGAUGGUGCCUUAUUACCUUUAUUAAUUGCCAGUGAAACAGGACAAAGUGAUACUUAUUUUUUGACGCCCGUCAGCAAAUUGCAAGAUGGUAUGAGUUAUCAUAUAACUGCAAAUGGGUUUCUAUCCAAUAAACCAGCAUUACCGAUUGCUUUGACUAAAGUCAACGUUGUUUAA
This is a messenger RNA of Dufourea novaeangliae, 1091 nucleotides long. RefSeq lists its product as uncharacterized. The transcript is spliced from 2 exons. The record is from RefSeq and is a predicted model, not a curated record. Bases 69 to 1091 code for a protein of 340 amino acids. NCBI's taxonomy places the organism in Eukaryota, Metazoa, Arthropoda, Insecta, Hymenoptera, Halictidae.